This is a messenger RNA of Eleginops maclovinus (Patagonian blennie), 3913 nucleotides long. It is a transcript of the gene kcna7, whose product is annotated as potassium voltage-gated channel, shaker-related subfamily, member 7. NCBI's taxonomy places the organism in Eukaryota, Metazoa, Chordata, Actinopteri, Perciformes, Eleginopidae. The record is from RefSeq and is a predicted model, not a curated record. The coding region runs from base 512 to 2140 and encodes 542 amino acids. Gene Ontology annotation, molecular function: protein binding; delayed rectifier potassium channel activity. Gene Ontology annotation, biological process: potassium ion transmembrane transport; protein homooligomerization. The transcript is spliced from 4 exons. Gene Ontology annotation, cellular component: membrane; voltage-gated potassium channel complex.
CUUCACCCGAGCUAAAGAUUAACGCCAAAACAGCAGCCCCUGAAGUAGCCACAAUGCUACUCUGCCACCUCCCCUCCUCUCCUAAACAUGACACACGAAGGAGGGACAACAUGCAGGAUGAGGAGGAGGAGGGGUUGCCUGGACAUCAUCUUGAGGGAAUUGAUACACAAACUGUCUCAGAAGGAGCAAAGGGUGAGCCCAAAAGGCACCCCGAGGUGGAGGUACAGUAGCUGGGUUAUGGUCGCUCCCUGGAGGUGUGAUUAGUUUGAAUCUUCAGCUCUGACAGGCAGACGAACCAGAGGAGGUUUCUACUGGAUGAACUGGACAUGGUGAUGAGCAUGAAGCUGACUGCAUAUAUGGGCCGUUUGCAUGGAGGGUCUGCAUGAUGUUAUUUACAAUACAGUUUAUAAUUAAAAAAGAACAUUUCUCAGCUGAAUUUACAAAGAAAAUUGAGAUUAAAGAAACAAGAAAAGUAAGAAAAGAAACACAACCAAGAGAAAAAACUUAAAGGAUGGAUAAUCAAGACAAAGGUGGAGGUGCAGGAGAAGGAGGAGGAGGGCAGACUAAUGAAAAACACAAAGCUGAGGAGGUUGGUGAUGAAGAAAAAUGGACCAAAGACAAGAACAACAAACUAGAGAAGGAAAUCAGUGGGAAGGAGCCGAGCAAAGUGGCCAAGAAGGAGAAACGUCAGUGGAGGAGCGGCUGGGCUCUUACCGAACGCCUGGCCAUCAACGUGUCAGGGAUGCGUUAUGAGACCCAGCUCCGCACCCUUGCCCAGUUUCCAGACUCAAUGCUGGGUGACCCUCGACGUCGCGUUCGCUACUUUGACCCCCUUCGGAAUGAAAUCUUCCUGGACAGGAGCCGCGUCUGCUUUGACGCCAUUCUGUACUUCUACCAAUCAGGCGGGAGACUGCGGAGGCCCGCCAACGUCCCACUGGACAUGUUCCUGGAAGAGCUGCGCUUCUAUGAGCUCGGAGAGGAUAUAAUCGAACGCUACAAAGCAGAUGAAGGGUUCCCCAAGGAGGAAGAGAGGCCGUUACCCACCAAUGACUUGCAGCGUCGCCUCUGGAUGCUGUUUGAGUAUCCAGAGUCCUCCAGCGGAGCUCGCAUCAUCGCUAUCAUCAGUGUGAUGGUCAUUGUGAUCUCCAUUCUCAUCUUCUGCCUGGAAACACUACCUGAGUUCAGGAACGAGAAAGAAAAGAGGGAGCAAUUCACCACCAUAGCUCACCCAACCAUAGCGAACGAGACCAUCUUGAUCCCACCUGGCUUCACCCCCUUCCAGGACCCAUUCUUCAUCGUAGAGACGAUCUGCAUCAUCUGGUUUUCCUUUGAACUCAUUGUGCGCUUGCUCUGUGCUCCGAGCAAAGUGCACUUCUUCAAGGACGUCAUGAACACCAUUGACUUCUUCGCCAUCAUUCCCUAUUUCGUCACCCUGGGUACGGAGCUGACCAAGGACAAAGAUGCGCAACCCUCCGUGUCCCUUGCCCUCAUCAGAGUCAUAAGGCUGGUGAGGGUCUUCAGGAUCUUCAAACUCUCUCGUCACUCAAAGGGCCUCCAGAUCUUGGGUCAGACACUAAAGGCUAGCCUCAGAGAGCUCGCCCUGCUCAUCUUCUUCCUCUUCAUCGGAGUCAUACUCUUUUCUAGUGCCGUCUACUUUGCAGAGGUGGACAGUCCUGACACAUCGUUCACCAGCAUCCCUGAGGCGUUCUGGUGGGCUGUGGUAUCAAUGACAACAGUCGGCUACGGGGACAUGUACCCAGAGACAGUCGGGGGUAAACUGGUGGGCUCCAUGUGCGCCAUCGCCGGAGUGCUCACCAUAUCUUUGCCAGUCCCGGUCAUCGUGUCCAACUUCAGCUAUUUCUACCACCGUGGGAAUGAGUGUGAGGACACAACCGAGUACAACCAUGUCCCCACGUCCGUGUGGGAGGGAGAGGACGGUGAAGAGAGAGAAGACGAGGAAGGAUUGGAAGAAGAGAAAGAACACAAAGGAGAUUAUGCACCAUUGUAUGGGCAGGACUGCAGGGCUAUCUGCCCCCCGCACAAUGGGACUCUCCUGGCAGGGCUUUGUGACGGACAGCAAGCUGGUGAACGCAGAGGGUUUAACUUCUACCUCAAAGAACCUCUGGUCACUCAGGUUUGAACGCGAGAACAUUUUACACUGCUUCACAUACAGAAAAGGAGAGUAUCAAGAUGUAAAAAUACCGGCAGAGAUAGAGGGGAAACACAUAACAUGUACACAAGGACUUGUACUGAUAAAAGCUGAAUUUGUUACAUUUGAGGCUUCUGUGUGAUUAUAUUAUCGAUUGAGAUAAAUGAUUGAUAAACACUAGGCAUCUGUUUUUCUUAAUAAAUAAAUGAGUUAAUCUUCUUAAGACCCUCGAGGUUGUUUGACAAAACGUACCUUUAAAGACAAUGUUAAGACUCUUUAAAUAGCUAUUUUACCAACUGAUAAGAAAAACUAAAUAAUUCAUGACAUUCUCCGCAAUUUUGUUUGUUUUAGGCAGGAAAUAUAAUUUAGAGAAACAUGUUGCAGAGACAGACAACACUUAUUAUGUUAUAUUACACAAUAUAUGUUUUACAAUCCCUGUUUAUUGAUGUCACUGUUGUGCUAUACUGCAAUGCCAUGAACUGCUGCUGUGCACACUUUAAUCGAUUAAUGUGCAGUAAGGGUUACAGGUGCUUGCCAGAGUUAUGGUAGAAAUGCAACACAAUAAUCUUGUGCUGAUGUCGACAACAAAGAAAUCGCUCAUCAUGGAGGUGGUGGUGACAGAGUUCAUGUAGUUGGUAUGAAGUCAGUUUGUAUGUUACAUUCAGCAGUGUAAUGCAUACAGCCACGAGACAUGUGGAAAACUGAUAUCAGGUCAGCUGACACUUCUAAGUAACACUGUACUCUGAUGGUAUGGGGGAUAGUGAUAGUACUCACAGAUAGUUUUACAGCUUGGUAUUUACAUCAAUGAGAACAAAAUUGCCUCAGUUAACUCUCUCUCUUACACUAUGCAAUGUGUACAGGUUCUUGAAAGUUAUUUAUAAUGUCAAAAAGUCACCAUCUGUACAUUUAGAAAUUGGCAGUUGAAAUCAGCUGAUUCACAAUCAUGUAUUAAUUCAUCAGCUGACUUUUAACUCCAAAUCACAUUCAUGCUGACAUAACACUCCUGACACCUCUCGGUUAUUUUUAUACCUUUCUGCCAACUCGCUACACCACACCUAUCUCUUCCUUAUGUGUUAAGUUUUCAUAUUUUGAAUUUAAUUUAGAAACAUUAUUAAUUUAUGUAUGAAUCAGCAAGGGGUUGGUUGUUCCAUCAGAGUUCACGUUUGCUCCUGAGAGAGCUCCAAAUACACAGCAGAGCCUACUUAAAAAGAUAUAUAUAACUGGGUAAAUAUUUGUUAUAAAAUCAAAUCCAUGAUGUGUGUGCCUCUAGUGGGAAGAGACCAGUUCAGAUCAGUGAUUUGUAGUAAUCCUCCUUUGGGCAUCCAUCUGUAGGCACACUUUGCUCCUAACCGUGGCUGAAGGCAUGCAAUACAGUAUAUACCAAGUGGACUGGUGUUCGGCAAUAAUCCUUAUGCCAUUAUGUUCAUCAGUUGGAUGAAUGAUAAUGUGGAUAAACAAGCAGAGACAUUUUUAUUUUGGAAGAUUUUGAUACUUUUCUCUCUGAAUUCUGUGUGUUUAUUACCUUUAACUAAAGAAUUGCUAUUGCCGCCAAAAACAAAACAAUGAAAGGAGAUACAUGUUUUUUUUUUAAUCAUGUUGUAUAGAGUUUUACCUUAAAAUGCCAAAGUAGUUAUAUAACCCAUUUUAUAAGUGAUUUUUACUGUGUGGAUGUGGUGUGACCUGCAUAUAUUUUGAGGACAGAUGUGGCCGAGUAUGUAUAUAUUGGAUGUCUAACUUUAUUUAAUAAAGACCAUAUUUUAUUCA